This is a messenger RNA of Melampsora larici-populina 98AG31, 4757 nucleotides long. RefSeq lists its product as uncharacterized. NCBI's taxonomy places the organism in Eukaryota, Fungi, Basidiomycota, Pucciniomycetes, Pucciniales, Melampsoraceae. The transcript is spliced from 15 exons. Bases 135 to 4757 code for a protein of 1540 amino acids. The record is from RefSeq and is a predicted model, not a curated record. Gene Ontology annotation, molecular function: actin binding; small GTPase binding. Gene Ontology annotation, biological process: barbed-end actin filament capping; mitotic actomyosin contractile ring assembly; actin filament bundle assembly. Gene Ontology annotation, cellular component: cell division site; mating projection tip.
GGCGUUCAUCUGAACAAUACGAUUCAGAACAUUCACCUAUAGAUCGAUCUCGUUGGCCACAACCUGAUAUCAAUAGUGAUAAGUUCGAACUGCUGAGACCAAGAGAUGGUACAGCUGAAUUGGUAGUAGAAGAAAUGUUUGCAGAUAUGAUGAAACGUCGUGAAUUGGCUUCUUUACCACCUAGUGCGAAACAAGACAUGCUGAAUUUUUCAUUAGAAAAGAAAUGGACGUUGAUCUAUAAUGAUCGGUAUACUGAAUGGCAUUCUGCAAGACAAAGACGACAUAAUCCCGAAACAUCACCUUCCAAGCGAUCAACUCAAGACUUGAUGCCUUCACCUGGUGGUCCUAAUUCUCAUCACCAUGCUACAAACAAAUUAGCUAGAUCUUCCGGUCAUGGUAUGUGGCGACAUCCUGGCGGUAACCGGAGUGGGAAGAGAGAAGAACCUGAAUGGUAUAUUAAGAAAUUUAUGGAAAGGUCGGCGGAUCACCGAGUUGUGGCUGCAUUAGCAGUCGCUUUAAGGACUUACGAGAUCGGGUGGCUACAAGAAUUCAUUCACCUCAAGGGUCAGAUUGUGUUGACUAACUCACUGGAUAAGAUCAAUGCACCUGGUCAAAUCCGAAAAGAAUCAGACUUGAUUACGGAAUACGAGACAUUGAAAUGUUUGAAGAUCUUAUUGAACUCAAAGCAAGGCGCCAACGAUGCUAUCCUCCAUCCAGACUCGAUUUAUCAGAUUCUGUUCUCUUUAAUCUCACCUCAUCUUCCGACACGAAAAACAGUAGCAGAUAUCUUGACGUUCUUAUGUCAUUGGGAUCGUCCCAAAGGGCAUUCUCAUGUCCUCAAAGGACUUGAUCAAUUGGCUAAUAUGCGGAAUUUGAGUGGCAAGUUAAUUGGAGAAACCUCUGCCCGGUUUGAUGCGUGGUUUUCAUCGUUUGAGCAAGUGAUUGAUGGACGAGGCAAGAUGGGAAGUUUGGUGGGUGCAAGUGAAGAGAUUCGUAGUUUACGAGGUCAUAAUCCACAUAACAGCCUUCUCUCUAACAGUUCAAUAUCUCCUGAUACGCCACAUAGCGGUUCUACGCUCACGCCAACGAGUCCGAUAGGUAUUGAAGGUGCUUUGAAUGAAUACGCACUCGCAAACUUAUUCUUGAUCACCUCGAUCAUUAGCAUUCCUGAAGAUGUGACGGUCCGUGUUCACUUACGAAGUCAAAUGAAUAGCUCAGGUCUCAAGCGAAUCAUUGAUAAAUUAAGAAAGUUUCAACAUAACUCGAUCGAAAGACAACUGAAUCAAAUCGAACUUGAGACAGUACAAGAUGAGGAAGAAUUACUUGAAACUUAUAAUCAUCGAUUGUUGAAUGAUAUGACCAAUCCGUUGGAAUUAUUUAAUACUAUUCUGGAUAAUUUAGGUAACUCACGUGCAAAGGAAUUCUUUGUUUCGAUUCUUCAACAUUUAUUGUUGAUUAAAGAAGAAGGAGAGAAUCAGAUUCGGUUUUAUCAGUUAAUAGAUCAAUUAGUCACUUCUGUGGUAUUAGAUAGUAAGGCUUUGGAUGAUGGUGGAGGUGGAGAUUUCACUUCGAUGCUUGGUGUGAGCGUGGCCGCUGUCCUAUCACGGUUUGCGGAUCAAGAUCAAUUACAGAGUAGUGUGACUGAUUUACAAGAAGCACGAAGGCAAAUCGAAAGGUUAAAGCGUGAUAAGGAUAUGUUGGAAGAAGAAUUAUUAGCAAAUCAAGAUGGCAAGGUGACUGAAUUAAAACAAUCAAAUGAUGAAAUGGAACAUGCAUUAAAUAUCUCACGUACGGCUACUGAAGCAUUACAAUCAAGAAUCAAAGAGAUGGAAAAACAACAUAGAUCAGAAGUGUCACAACAAGAAUUACAAAUUCGAGAAUUGUUUACAAUGUUAAAAGAAUCUAAGAAUUUAGAAGUCGUUCAAGAUGAUAAAGGGAUACUUGAUAGAAGAGAAUUAAUGGAUAUCAUGAAUAAAAAACUUCAAAGAGAAAAAGCGAUUUUAACUUUAGAAGGUAGAACUACCGAUCUGGUGAAUGUUGAAAGUGAUAAGAGUAAAAUGAGGAUCGAAAGUGACACAACUUUAUCAACCCAACGUGGUCUUCAUUCUACUAAAGAGUCGAUUGAUAAAGGAAGAUUUGCUGAUCCAGAUGAUGAUGCGGUUGAACGACAUCAGGCCAAUGAACCCAUCACACCAACGAUCACCAUUGACCGUUCUCGAAGUACGAGGAAAGCGCAUCGAGGCUCACGUCAACUUCCUUCGGAUGGUGAUGAUAGUGGAAGUGAAUUUGGUUUAACACCACCUGAUUCACCUGUAGCAAAGAAGAACAAACCCACCAAACCAAAAGGAUACCCACUUCCUAAAGAUCAUCAGAAUCCACGAGCGAUGAUACCCUCUCAAGUCGGACGUAAACCAGCCUUGUAUCUUGGUGAAUUAAAGAUGCAUCAAUUACGUUCUGCUUCUGGUUCGACGAUGAAAUAUGUGACCACAGAUGAUGAACCAGAUACAGCUUCGGCUUAUUCAGAACAAACGAUGAUGGUGCCUAGCAGUAGUACGAAUUCGAUUCAAAACUUACCACCUGAUUUAGAGAUCCUUAGACUUCAGAAAUCGACUCGACGACUUUCGAAUCCUACCCCGUUACUUCCUCACGACGAUCGAUCUAGUACACUAGACCUUUUGAUUGAUGCUUCUGAACGUGGUUCGGUGGCUACUAUUAAACUUAAUGCUCCUCUUCUCAAGGGUACCCUUCCCGUUCCUGCGUCUGCUGCUCCUCCACCUCCUCCGCCGCCUCCUCCUCCUCCUCCACCUCCUCCUCCACCACCACCACCUCCUCCUCCUCCUCCUCCCCCUCCUCCUUCAGGUCCACCAUUAGAUCUUCAACUUCAACAGAUACCAAAAGCCCCAGCAGCACCACCACCACCACCGGCACCAGGAGCACCACCCCCACCUAAAGCACCAGGAGCGCCACCAGCACCAAGAGCGCCAGGAGCACCACCAGCACCAGGGAUGCGGGUACCAUUAGCACCGAAUGGGAUGAUGAGUGUUAAGAACCGAAAAGAAUUACAGGUGUUUGCAAGUCAAAAAUUAAAACAACUUCAAUGGGAAAAGAUUUCGAAAGAUUCGAUUCAAAACACAGUUUGGGCACAUAACUUUAUUGAUGAAGUUAAAUUGACUGAGAUGUUGAAACAGGAUGGAGUGUUUGUUGAGAUUGAAAAGGAUUUUAGGGCUAAACAGGUUAAAGCUUUAGGUGGUAUGAAGAAGAAAGAAGCUUUAAAGAGUGUUUUGGAUCCAAGAGUAAGACAAAGAAUAGAAAUGAUCUUAUUGAAACCGGGAGCCGAACCGGAUAUGGGAGCAAGAGUGGCAUCUGUGAUUGAUAAGAUUAGAAGGUUUGAUGAAGAUUUUUGUACUCAAACUUUUUUGACGGAGUUGAGUGGAGUUGUACCGGAUCCUACUCAAGUUGGAUUAUUGAACAGACAUCAAACUUCAUCAGAAGAAGAUUUAUCAUUAUUACAUGCAGCUGAUCGGUUCUUGGUGGAAUUAAUUAAAUUUGAUAAUUUAACGCUAAGGAUAGAUGGGAUGUUAUGUAGAUCAAGAUUUGAUGAAGCAUUUGGAAUCUUAGAUCAAAAUGCUACCAAGUUUAAUGUUGCUACUGGUGCUUUACAAGAAGCUCAACAUUUCUCUGGACUUCUCAAUUUGGUUUUGAUGUUGGGUAAUUUCUUGAAUGGAAAUAAUUUCCAAGGUGGUGCGUUUGGGUUCCGAGUGAGCAGUAUUAAUCGGUUGGUUGAUACAAAAGCUACACCAGAUGAAGAUGGUGCAAUGGCUCAAUCUGGAGAUUUCACUUUAUUACAUUUUGUUGAAAAGACCGUUUCACAAUCUUUUCCUGAACUUGCUGGUUUUCUUGAUGAGUUGGCUGAACCUGCUAAUGCAUUUGAUUUACAAGCAUUAGUUAAAGAUUUUACAGAACUUAAAUCAGAAAUCGAAAAAACAAGAACAGCUCUAUAUAAUAAAUUUGAUUUAGAUAAUAUUUCAACCAAUGAUGGCUAUAGACAAAGAAUGCCAAAGUUUGUGAGAGAAGCAGUUAACAAAUUAGCUGUUUUGAAAGAUAAGAUUACCUUGGCUAAAACUUCUUAUACUGAAGUUUUAACUUUCUUUGGUGAAGAGAUUGAUGAACGUAAACAAAUGAAUUCAAUGUCUUUCUUUGGAAUCUUUAAAACUUUUGUUACUUCUUAUCGGAAAGCGAGGGAUGAGAAUCGGAAAUGGAAUGAAGCACGUACUGCUCGUCAGAAACGACUAGAGGCUGAAGCCAAUCGAAAAGCCACCAAAGAAGCAGAUGAUGCAGAUCCAGUCUUGGAAGAUAUCUUAGCCAAGAUCAGAGGAGGUACACCAAGUCGACCACCUGUUCGAGCUAGAAGAGAAAGAGUUACCAUCAUCAAUGGUCAAUCUGAUGUGGGAAAUGCGGCGGCUAAGAUGUUGGCUAUGAUGAAGAGUGGAGCGGAUUCUGAGAUCUUUAAAGAUAUGGCUGCUGAAGGGUUUAAAGUACCUGAUGAUUCAAGUAUUGGUGCUACUACUGCUAGGUUACUGAAAGCUUCUGGUGGGGUUGAAGUUGAGGUUACGUCACCCGCAGCAGGAGCGGCAGCGGCACCAGGACCGGCUGAUCCUGGAAACAGUUUGGAAGAAGUUGUAGAAGAAGAAGAAGAAAACAGUGGUACAACUAGUAUGGAUGAGCCUUUAAGUAUCAAUAUAUUCUGGAAAGAAUAA